Molecule: messenger RNA, 1482 nt
Organism: Gavia stellata (red-throated loon)
Lineage: Eukaryota; Metazoa; Chordata; Aves; Gaviiformes; Gaviidae
Gene: SOX9
Product: SRY-box transcription factor 9
Exons: 3
Coding region: 7-1476 (489 amino acids)
Biological process (GO): positive regulation of chondrocyte differentiation; chondrocyte differentiation; negative regulation of transcription by RNA polymerase II
Cellular component (GO): nucleus
Molecular function (GO): DNA-binding transcription factor activity, RNA polymerase II-specific; RNA polymerase II cis-regulatory region sequence-specific DNA binding
Source: RefSeq, a predicted model, not a curated record
UCUCGCAUGAAUCUCCUAGACCCCUUCAUGAAAAUGACAGAAGAACAGGACAAAUGUAUCUCCGACGCCCCCAGCCCCACCAUGUCGGAUGACUCCGCCGGGUCUCCCUGCCCCUCUGGAUCCGGCUCGGACACGGAGAACACCAGACCCCAAGAAAACACCUUCCCCAAGGGUGACCCCGACCUGAAGAAGGAGAGCGACGAGGACAAGUUCCCGGUGUGCAUCCGGGAGGCGGUGAGCCAAGUGCUGAAGGGCUACGACUGGACCCUGGUCCCCAUGCCGGUGCGGGUGAACGGAUCCAGCAAAAACAAGCCCCACGUGAAGAGACCCAUGAACGCCUUCAUGGUGUGGGCACAGGCGGCCCGCAGGAAGCUGGCUGACCAGUACCCGCAUCUGCACAACGCGGAGCUCAGCAAGACCCUGGGCAAGCUCUGGCGGCUGCUGAACGAGAGCGAGAAGCGUCCCUUCGUGGAGGAGGCCGAGCGGCUGCGGGUGCAGCACAAGAAGGACCAUCCCGACUACAAGUACCAGCCGCGGCGGAGAAAGUCGGUGAAGAACGGGCAGUCGGAGCAGGAGGAGGGCUCCGAGCAAACCCACAUCUCCCCCAACGCCAUCUUCAAGGCGCUGCAGGCCGACUCCCCGCAGUCAUCCUCCAGCAUCAGCGAGGUGCACUCCCCCGGGGAGCACUCGGGGCAAUCGCAGGGCCCCCCCACGCCCCCCACCACCCCAAAGACGGAUGCGCAGCCGGGCAAGCAGGACCUGAAGCGGGAGGGCCGCCCUCUGCAAGAAGGCGGCCGGCAGCCGCCCCACAUCGACUUCCGAGAUGUGGACAUCGGCGAGCUCAGCAGCGACGUCAUCUCCAACAUCGAGACCUUUGACGUCAACGAGUUCGAUCAGUAUCUCCCCCCCAACGGCCACCCGGGGGUCCCGGCCACCCACGGGCAGCCCGGCCAGGUCACCUACACGGGCAGCUACGGCAUCAGCAGCACGUCGGGCUCGCAAGCCGGGGCCGGCCACGUCUGGAUGUCCAAGCAGCAGCCGCAGCCGCCGCCGCAGCCCCCACCACAGCCCCAGCCGCAGCAUGGGCUGCCGGCGCUGAGCGGCGAGCAGGGCCAGGCGCAGCAGAGGACGCACAUCAAGACGGAGCAGCUCAGCCCCAGCCACUACAGCGAGCAGCAGCAGCACUCCCCGCAGCAGAUCAACUACAGCUCCUUCAACCUCCAGCACUACAGCUCCUCCUACCCCACCAUCACCCGCUCCCAGUACGACUACACCGACCACCAGAACUCCAGCUCCUACUACAGCCACGCCGCCGGCCAGAGCAGCAGCCUCUACUCCACCUUCACCUACAUGAACCCCACACAGCGCCCCAUGUACACCCCCAUUGCAGACACUUCUGGGGUCCCCUCCAUCCCCCAGACCCACAGCCCGCAGCACUGGGAACAGCCCGUCUACACACAGCUCACCAGACCCUAAAGCCAU